Aaosphaeria arxii CBS 175.79 is the source of this 1993-nucleotide messenger RNA. Its product is annotated as uracil permease. The record is from RefSeq and is a predicted model, not a curated record. Lineage: Eukaryota; Fungi; Ascomycota; Dothideomycetes; Pleosporales. The transcript is spliced from 4 exons. Gene Ontology annotation, biological process: transmembrane transport; nucleobase transport. Gene Ontology annotation, cellular component: plasma membrane. Gene Ontology annotation, molecular function: nucleobase transmembrane transporter activity. The coding region runs from base 305 to 1993 and encodes 562 amino acids.
ACUAUAACAAGCUUCAUUCGACUCGGAGACGGGUCUCGAAGCACCAAUAACCGUCAAGACGGAUCCAGAACGCCAGCCACUCCUCUAACGUCAAGCCUCCUACUCAGGCGAGGAGGGAUCACAACCUGGGCCAUCGCACGCCUCAGCAUCCAACCCCCCACGUCAUAAUAACAUCUAUUGCGGGGAUCACUCCUAUAGCCAAGCGGCUGCCUCUUCCUCGAGCUUCUUAAAGCCCGCCGCGGCCUCGACUGUCUACCAUUCCGCUGAAGAGAGUUCAUUUUCUUUCUUCGGUAAUAGUUCCAUCAUGGAGAAGGUCAAGAAUGGCAAGCUCGCCCACUAUGCGAACAAACUCGCGGUUGAGGGCGAGGAGGGCCUUACCUCGACGCAGCUUAUGCUGUUCAACCACGAUCUCAAGCCCGUCGAGCCUGCGCGAAGAGAAUGGGGUCCUUGGAAUUUCGUCGGUUUCUGGGUUGCGGAUUCGUUCAACAUCAACACUUGGAUGAUUUCGUCUGCACAAAUUGUUGACGGACUGUCGUGGUGGCAGUCGUGGAUUUGCGUCUGGGUAGCAAUCGCUGCGUGCUUUGUCGUCCUGACUGGUCGAAUUGGUGCACAAUACCACAUCUCCUUCCCAGUCGUAGGCCGCUCCUCGUUCGGCAUAUGGGGUGCCCUAUGGCCAGUCUUCAACCGUGCUGCCAUGGCUUGUAUCUGGUAUGGAGUCCAAGCCUGGAUUGGAGGAACCUGCGUCAUGCUGAUGAUCCGAUCUAUCUGGAAUUCAUGGCGUCCGGACAACAUCCACAACGGUAUCCCUAAUUCCGGCACAAACACCGUCGAGUUCGUGUCCUUCUUCCUCUUCUGGGCCGGAUCGUUACCCUUCAUCUACCCACCCGUCCACAAGAUUCGCCAUCUCUUCACAGUCAAGGCAUUCUUCGUGCCCACGGCCGGCAUCGCCUUCUUCAUCUGGGCCAUCGUCCGCGCAAAGGGCAUCGGCCCCAUCGUCAAGCAACCCGGCUCCAAGCACGGCAGCGAACUGGCCUGGCUCAUGAUCCGCGGCACCAUGUCGUCCAUCGCCAACUUCGCCACCCUCAUCGUCAACAGCCCCGAUUUCACGCGUUUCGCCCGCAAACCAAAGGACGCCCUAUGGUCGCAACUCUUCACCAUCCCGCUCGGCUUCGCCGUGACCUCCUUCAUCGGCAUCAUCGUGUCCUCCUCCUCGACCGUCAUCUUCGGCGAACCCAUCUGGAACCCUCUCGACCUCCUCAGCUCCUUCCUCGACGAAGGCGGCUCAGGCCAACGCUUCGGCGUCUUCGUCAUCGCCAUGGCCUUCACCCUCGCCCAACUCGGCACCAACAUCGCCGCCAACUCCGUCUCCGCGGGAACCGACAUGACGGCCCUCCUCCCUCGCUUCAUCUCCAUCCGCCGCGGCGGCUACGUGUGCGCCAUCGUCGGCCUCGUCAUGUGCCCCUGGAACCUCCUCUCCUCCACCAACAGCUUCACCACCUACCUCUCCUCGUACUCCGUGUUCCUGUCCUCCAUCGCCGGCGUCAUGGUCUGCGACUACUACGUCGUCCGCAAGGGCUACCUCGAAGCCAAGAACCUCUACUCCGGCAAGAAGACGGGACCCUACUACUUCUUCUACGGCUUCCAUCUCCGCGCCUACGCAGCCUACAUUGCGGGUAUCCUCAUCAACGUCGUCGGGUUCGCCGGCGCUAUCGGCCGCGAGGUCCCCGAGGCCGCGAAGCGCAUCUACGACCUCAACUACUUCUGCGGCUUCGGCGUCGCGUUUAUUGUCUACUGGUCGCUCUGCAAGAUCUUCCCCAUCCCUGCGACCAGCGACACGUGGUUGGAAGUUGGCGACGAGAUCACGGAUCUCAGCGUCGCGUACCAUGGUAGCGACGACGAUGUUGAGAGGUAUGGGUAUGGGGAGGAGGGUAUGAGGGGGGGUAGUGGGAAGGGUGGGAUCGUGGAGGAGUCGGUGCCGGGGAAGAACUUUUGA